Molecule: messenger RNA, 2041 nt
Organism: Ceratotherium simum simum (southern white rhinoceros)
Lineage: Eukaryota; Metazoa; Chordata; Mammalia; Perissodactyla; Rhinocerotidae
Gene: TTC38
Product: tetratricopeptide repeat domain 38
Molecular function (GO): protein binding
Source: RefSeq, a predicted model, not a curated record
CAUGGCUGUGUGCGCGCCGCUGCGCGACUGCCAGGCAUGGAAGGAUGCUGGACUCCCGCUGUCAACCUCAAGCAACGAGGCCUGCAGGCUGUUUGAUGCCACCCUGACCCAGUACGUAAAGUGGACCAAUGACAAGAGUCUUGGUGGCAUUGAGGGCUGCCUGUCAAAGCUCAAAGCAGCAGAUCCGACCUUUGCGAUGGGCCACGCCAUCUCUAAUGGCCUCGUGCUGAUUGGCACGGGAAGCUCCGUGAGGCUGGACAAAGAGCUGGACCUAGCUGUGAAGACCAUGGUGGAGAUUUCCAAAACACAGCCGCUGACGCCACGGGAGCGGCUGCAUGUGUCUGCGGUAGAGACCUUUGCCAAAGGGAACUUUCCGAAAGCCUGUGAGCUAUGGGAACAGAUCCUCCGGGACUACCCGACAGACAUGUUGGCCUUGAAAUUUUCCCACGAUGCCUAUUUUUACCUGGGCUACCAGGAACAGAUGCGAGAUUCUGUGGCUCGAAUUUACCCCUUCUGGACACCCAACAUCCCCCUUAGCAGUUACGUGAAAGGCAUCUAUUCUUUUGGAUUGAUGGAAACCAACUUCUACGAUCAGGCAGAAAAGCUCGCCAAAGAGGCUUUAUCUAUUAACCCAACGGAUGCGUGGUCGGCGCACACCAUCGCCCAUAUUCACGAGAUGAAAGCAGAGAUCGAGGGUGGACUGGAAUUCAUGAAGCACUCAGAAACCCACUGGAAGGACUCUGAUAUGCUGGCUUGUCAUAAUUAUUGGCACUGGGCUUUAUAUCUGAUUGAAAAGGGCGAGCAUGAGGCCGCGUUGACCAUUUUUGAUAACCAUAUCCUCCCCAGCUUGCGGGCCAACGGUGCAAUGCUGGAUGUGGUGGACAGCUGCUCCAUGCUCUACCGGCUGCAGAUGGAAGGGGUGUCUGUGGGUGACCGGUGGCAGGAUGUCCUGCCUGUGACCCAGAAGCACAGCCAUGACCACGUCCUGCUCUUCAACGACGCACACUUCCUGAUGGCGUCCCUGGGCGCGCGGGAACCCCAGACCACGCAGGAGCUGCUGACCACCCUGCAGGAUGUUACUGAGUCCCCAGGGGAGAACUGUCAGCACCUCCUGGCCCGUGACGUGGGGCUGCCCCUGUGCCAGGCCCUGGUAGAGGCCCAGAACGGGAACCCUGACCGCGUCGUGGAACUGCUCCUGCCCAUCCGCUACCGGAUCGUGCAGAUUGGAGGCAGCAACGCCCAGAGGGACGUCUUCAACCAGUUACUGAUUCACGCGGCCUUGAACUGCACCUCCGGCAUCCACAAGAACGUGGCCCGGAGCCUUCUGAUGGAGCGCGAUGCCUUGAAGCCCAACUCGCCCCUGACCGCGCGGCUCAUGCGCAAGGCAGCCGCCGUCCACCUCCUGCAGUGAGCUGGGCCUGGCCGCCUCCCCAGCCAUCAGAUCAGCUGCCCACUGGCUUCGGAGGGUUGGGAACAGCGAGAGCCUGUUUGCCAGGCUUGUUAGGGGUAAUCUGCAGCUUUAAGCAGAAAGCCCUGUAACCAGCAGCGUUAGAGGAAGGGGGACACAAAUCAAUUUUAAACAUGAUUCAGAAUCUUCUUCUAAUCCUCGCUAUGAGCCAGGGUGCAGUUCUAACCAGUCAGAACCAACAUGGGUGCUGCGGUACCACUUGCUUUGCAAAUUCUGUUUUCCCAGGGGACUCUUACACCUCCUCUCCUGGUUGUUCAAGGGUUGGAAGGCAGCGGUGGGGUGGGGGCGGGCUCAGCUGGGGAGGAGGGUCUUCCACACAGCCCCCCAGGCUGCCCCGGGCAUAAACCCUCUCAUUUUGUCUUGCUCAUCAUAUUGUAGACAGCUUCUGUUAUCCCAUCUUUUGGGUGAGGGUACCCAUGGCGGGAAGGGACUUUCCCAGGGUCACAGCUAGUGGAGGCCCUGCUGAGAUUCACCUCAGGCCCCUGUCCUUCCUGAGGGAGGGGACCCCCCUCGCUGCCUGUGGCCUCGGCCCCCAGCUGCUGCCCCCACUGCUCUACUCAUGGAAGCACAAGC